UGGCAGCGAUGGCCCAGUGCUGAGCGCCCCGCCAUGGCCGGCGCCCCCGGCCCGCUCCGCCUGGCGCUCCUGCUGCUCGGGGCGGUGGGCAGGGCCGGCCCCCGUCCCCAGGGUGCCACUGUGUCCUUCUCAGAGACACUGCAGAAAUGGUGGGAAUACCGACGCCAGUGCCAGCGCUUCCUGACGGAGACUCCACCCCCAGCCACAGGCCUGUUCUGCAACCGGACCUUCGACGAGUAUGCCUGCUGGCCAGACGGGCUGCCGGGCUCCCUCGUGAACGUCAGCUGCCCCUGGUACCUGCCCUGGGCCAGUAACGUGCUGCAGGGACACGUGUACCGGUUCUGCACAGCUGAUGGCCUCUGGCUGCAUGUGGACAACUCCAGCCUACCCUGGAGGAACCUGUCUGAAUGUGAUGACUCCAAGGGAGGGGAGAGAAGCUUCCCGGAGAAGCAGCUCCUCUCCCUUUACUUCAUCUACACGGUGGGCUAUGCGCUUUCCUUCUCCGCUCUGGUCAUCGCCUCUGCCAUCCUCCUCGGCUUCAGACACCUGCACUGCACCCGGAACUACAUCCACCUGAACCUGUUUGCAUCCUUCAUCCUCCGAGCACUGUCCGUCUUCAUCAAGGAUGCGGUCCUCAAGUGGAUGUACAACACGGCCCCCCAGCAGCACCAGUGGGAUGGGCUCCUCUCCUACCAGAACUCUCUGGGCUGCCGCCUGGUGUUCCUGCUCAUGCAGUACUGCGUAGCGGCCAAUUACUACUGGCUCCUGGUGGAGGGUGUGUACCUGUACACGCUGCUGGCCUUCUCAGCUUUCUCCGAGCAGCGCAUCUUCAGGCUCUAUCUGAGCAUAGGCUGGGGUGUUCCCCUGCUGUUUGUUAUCCCCUGGGGCAUUGUCAAGUACCUCUAUGAGGAUGAGGGCUGCUGGACCAGGAACUCAAACAUGAAUUACUGGCUCAUUAUCCGGCUGCCCAUUCUCUUUGCCAUUGGAGUGAACUUCCUCAUCUUUGUCCGGGUUAUCUGCAUUGUGGUGUCCAAACUGAAAGCUAAUCUUAUGUGCAAGACGGACAUCAAGUGCAGACUUGCCAAGUCCACACUGACACUCAUCCCGCUGCUGGGGACCCAUGAGAUCAUCUUUGCCUUCGUGAUAGACGAGCAUGCCCGGGGGACACUGCGCUUCAUCAAGCUGUUCACAGAGCUCUCCUUCACCUCCUUCCAGGGCCUGAUGGUGGCCAUCUUGUACUGCUUUGUCAACAACGAGGUCCAGAUGGAGUUUCGGAAGAGCUGGGAGCGCUGGCGGCUUGAGCACUUGCACAUCCAGAGGGACAGCAGCAUGAAGCCCCUCAAGUGUCCCACCAGCAGCCUGAGCAGCGGAGGCACGGUGGGUAGCGGUGUGUACGCAGCCACGUGCCAGACCUCCUGCAGCUAAGACUCCAGCACCUGCCACCCCUGUGCUCUCGCUGCUGGCUGGGUGGUCAUCCCAGGUGGGAGAGACCGUCCGGGGUAGGAAGGAAGGAACACAUGCACACAUACAUCCCUGCUUUCCCUUUCCAAACCCAUCAGACAGGCAAAUGGCCAGUGCCUCCUGGGACCUGUGGACACAUUUUCUCCAAGGAGAAGCAGCCUACUAAUUGGAUCACAGUGGCGGGAGGAGAGGAAAAACGAUUGCUGCUCAAAUGAGGAAGAUUUCUUCCCGUUAAGCUACAAGGCCCCUGGGGUUCCCCAGACAGAGCAGCAAAUCAGCCCUAGACUCAAACUCAAGGUCAAUGACUUAUUAGUGAGACGGGAGCUUGUAAGAGGAGGUGGUUCUGAAAGAUGCUGGUAUAACCUCAGCCAAACACAGAGCUUAGGUAACAUGGGCCAACUCCGCUUGCCUCUGGUUGGGGCCACAGCCACCCCCAUCUGCCUCCUCAUUAAGGGAUGCUGUUCACGUGUCUGUGUUGCUUGUUUCCCUCAUCUGGACCCCUCAUCUCACGACGCAGCUUCUCUUUGGGGGCUUUGUUUGGGCCACCACCAGCAGCUAUUCCUAGAAAUGGCUGUGGGUGAUGUUAAGAAUGAACAUUGAAAAGGUGGCUGAAGUUUUCCUUUGCUGGUGAUCACUUCUCCCCUGGGUAUUUGAUUGGCUUUGGUGCCUGCUCCCACCAGGCCCAGGGAAUGAGGGCAAGCCCACUGCCGAGGAGCCUGUUCCUGGGCUAUGAGCUCUGAAUUCUAGAAAGGCUCAAGAAUCCUCUGGGUUCAUGUAGGGAACUUUAGAGAUGUCUGCCCUGGGGGAGUAGAUUGCCUACCACUAUUGGGAACUCAGAGGGCCAAGAGAGCUUUGGCUCCACCUGUCCAUGGAAAUGUUUUUCAUUUGUGAGGAGAUUAUGUAUCUUGCAUGGGAGUUUGGGUGUGUCCUCUAACUUUAGGGCAUGUGACCAAGAAGAGACGUUUUCGGGGAAACUACCAGCUGCCAUUGCUACCACGGAGGCCGACUUCUCCUGCCCUUGGUUUCUUCCCUUUGAAAUUCCCCUACUUGGGAGCUUGUACACACUUUAUUUAUUUUUCCUUAUUGCUGUGAAUAAUCUCCAUGUGCAAAUGUGCAAUUCUGAUUUCUCCCACCUGAUGGAAACAAGAACUAAAUCAUUGUGGUGGUGGAUGUUGUUUGGGGGAGUGGGGUAGUAAUUGACUUGGCUCAUCCACACUUUGAGCUAUUAAUGUUUGCCCUGCCUCCAGUCUCAUCCCAUAAAUAAUGAGCAGCAGAGAGGCUAGACAGGGAAAACCUAUCAAUCCUGCCCCAGCCAUGAUGAGAAAGCAGACACGUAGCAGCACUGCAGAGACCCAGGGAAAAGGAGAACUGCCAUCCCAGGGAGGCUGGCAAUUGAGUUCAUGGAUGCGAAGGAAGUUUCCAGAGCAGGAGACAACUCUUGCAAGUCCAAUAGGACCUCCUGGGAGGGCAGAGGGAGAAGCAUUGGAUGAAUUCCUUUAUGAGUCCAUCUCUCCCUCCUUCUCCUUUUUAAGUGAUGGGGGACCCUCCCCAAAGCCUUGCACCAGACACAUUCUCCUGUGCCCCUCAGAGAGGCAAGUGAUGUGCAGGGAAAGUAAUAAUGGGACAUAAAACACAUCAAGCAGAAAAUUUCUUAUACUUCAGCUUCAGUGAAGUGUUGUGUCUAUGUUAAUAGGGAAGUUGAACCUCAGGCUAGAGAAAGGAAUUGUGCAGUCUGCCUCCUUGACUGAGCAAAUGUAGAUAGGUGGGGGGUGGGGAUGUUACAGCAUCGCAAGAAUAAGGGAAGACUUCCCAAUAGGCAUCACUCAUUUAGCUUUCUCUUUGGAGUAGGGAAGAGGGGAGGUGAACACUGGUGGGUUGAUGGGGGGUGGGGUAAACCUCUGGUGCAAGUGUCUCAGUUUUGGAUAAACUGGAAGAUUUUGAGAAUCAUUAAUACACUACACAGCAAGAAAGAGAUAGAUUGAUAUAAUCUGUGAAAAAUAAAUGGUUGGGGGAGGAAUUGUGGGGAGAAAGUGUUUGGUUAGGCACCUGGGAAGCUCAGACAAUUUGGUUUAAACUCUAAUUGAUAUUGGUGAUUCCUGAUUUCAGAAGGCUCCUCACACCCCCACGCCCCAAGCCUUUUAACACUGCGGAACUUUUUCCUUCGUGAUACCAGACACUGAACUGAAGAAAUAUUUUCGUUGCUCCAAGAGCCACACUAUUAAUAUUCAUUUGAAUGGCAGUCCACUCCCGCCAAGCUAUUCCCAAACUCUCCUAAAGCUAAAUAUAGUUCUAAUAGGUCUGGGAAAUAUCGAAUGCAAUGUACUCCAAAAUUCCACUAGCUGUUUACAUGUCAGAUGCCCUAAAGUCUGGAGCUUGCUGAGAACGCUCUUAUUUGCCUCCAUCCUGGGGGUACUAUUGCUGACCAGCAGGGUUGGGGCGCUCUGUGUGUGAGCUGUGCAGCCAACAAGGUCUGAAGACUGUCAUAAUAGAGACUGAGUUCAGCACCCUGGCCAGCUCCCUGGAAUUUAUUAGAGGCUUAAAUCCUGUCAACUUGUCCUUGCCAUUUCAAUCUUUGGAGCAGCUGAAUCACAGAACUGAAACAAACCACUUACACUGCAAAGUUGCCUUCCAUUCAAAAUGACUCUCCAGAUUGCAGGCAUGAUUUUCAAUUGCCUCGAUGCAGUUCACACUGAAGCUCACACCAGUGGAGUUCUCCGAGACUCAGAGCAGGGAAAGACCUUGGCCAUCUCUCCUGCCCUGACCUAGAGGAGUGAGGAGGUAGGCUUGCAGAGGUGGCUUGCCUAAGGUCACAGAGCUGGAUGGUGGCUAAGCUGGACUAGGACUCCUGCCAACUCUCGCCUCCCAGUCCAGUGAGGCCUCUGGAAAGAAUAAGUGCAAAAUAUAAAUGGCCAUUCAAAAUACUCUAAGUAAAAGUUGGCAGUGUUAUCCAGAGUUUCUGUUAAGGAGGAAACACAGCAGCAAAGAUAGACACACCGGAUGGUGAAAGUGCCAUCUCCCCAGUGAUUUAUCCCACUGAGAAGAGGGGAAGGGUGUGCUUUACUAUCUCUGCUCUAGUAUCUCUUUCCUUGUCUGAAAAUUAAGAAACGAAAUGCAUAAGAGCACACGUAUGCAUAGAAAUAGCAAAUGAGCCAUAGCAGAUAGCAAAGCCAGUGCUCUUUUAAUGGAUUGGCUUACUGUUUUUCUGAUGCAUCUGUGCUUGUUUGAGAAGCUGUACUGAUAGCCAUACAGAGUAGACUAGAAGAACCUUAAAAAAAGGUCCCAAAUCUCCCCUUUUGCUUCUCUAGUACCCCCUGAAGUUGGAGAAGACUAGAAAACUGGGCAACUUUAGCCUAGCAAAGAUGGCCUUGCCACCACGAAGGGCAAAUAGAAAGAGUCAGUUCACAUGCACGCCCUGAGAGGCUUGGUCACCUCAUUGGUGUGGGCCAUGUUUCAGCAGCUUCCAUCCCCGUUCCCUCCCCUGUCUCUUUCUUCCACAAGGAGAGAACAUUGUGUGUGUGUGUGUGUGUGUGUGUGCAUGCAUGCGCAUGUGUGCGUGUGUGUUUUGUCUUGUGCACAGCAGCAUAAAGUUAGGAGAUGAUGAAUACAGAAUCAUCCCACCCACUGAGAAGGUCAUGGGGCUGCACAAUCCAGGGCGAGGGUGGGCGGGAGCCUGAGCGGCAGAUGCUUCCUCUCCAUGCGCAGACGGGGCUCCCAUUAUUGCUAAUGCCUGCGACGUGCUCAGGGAAGGCACAAUGUAUUCCAAAAGUUUAUUUUCCUUCCACUGAAUUGAUUCUAAUCUCCAGUGCUGACCCUGCUUUUGGCUCCUACGAGGCAAACUAUAAAAACCCUCAAAUAAAAUAUGUCGGCUUUUUCUGCUAAGACAGCUAUGUGAAUGACGUGCUAAAUAUUCAACGAAUCCAAAUUAGUAUCAACUGGAACUUUUUUUCCUUUCAUGGCUGGAGUGAGGUUUCUUGGGAAAGAAAAUGGCCCAAUGUGAGAAACUUCUGCAGACAGCAUCACCACGCCCCUACAGUGGUCCUGCUGGCUCAAACCAGCUCUCUGGCCCCGUGCAGAGGGCCCUAUCAGGAAGCAUUGUUAAGCAGUAUAAUUUCUAACAAUUAAUGCCACAGUGUGUCUAUGGUAUCUAUAAUUCCUUCUGCGCUGUCAGUGGAGACAGAUUGGCAGGAAGCUGAUAAGCAUAAUUGUUUUCCCUUAACUCCUAAGAGUCUUUUGGACUUUGCCUAUAUUUGAAUCUGUCAGAGAGGGAGCUUUUCUCUUCUCCCCUUCGACCAUUUUAGCCAGGUUUUCAGGACCGCAUCCAGCACUGGUGCAUUUUCCCCCCAUGCAUCCAUCCUCCUCCUCACCCCCACGCUACUCCCUCAUACCCGCCCAUCCCCGCAAUGAGCUUUCCCGCCCUCCUCCCCCUGCCGCCUCAGUAAGAGGUGACCCUGCCAGCCAUGCUGUGAAUGCCAUCCUCUCAGCUGUGACCAAUUGAGGGGUACAGCUGAGAGUGAGGCACUGCCAGGGCUGACAAUGAUGCACCACUUGCUCACUCUGGCGCAGUGAGGAGCGUUGCAGCCAUCAGCUUGGAUCCUAACUUACAUUGGGGUUAUGCAACCUUUCUGAUGGGGCCUGUCCAAACUAUCAGUAAUUAGUCAACCUGGACAAACUAACAUGACUAAUUAUCACAGCGUCAAAGCAAUCCAGGAGAAGGAAAUCAUAUAUAAAUGAGAAUGUCUGGAUGUGAGGGAAAAAGAGCUCCCAGCAAAGUCUGGAACAUGUAAGUUAGGUUUUUCGCUUCUGUGCAGAGGGGCCAGCGGGGGGAGCCAGGAAGGGGCAAGAUUCGCCCCCGACGGACAGAGCUGGAUUUUGCCAAAUGGUUCACACUUUACUUCCAAAUCUGCAGAUCUUAUAAGCCCCCCUAUUAAAAAUAACCAUCACAUCCUCAAGGAGAUAAAUCUUAACAUCCCAUUGGUUUUGGAGGUGGUUCAACACAGAGCUUUAAAUGCACCGAGAGAGGUGAGCCAGGCUCUCAGAAGAGAGAGCUAAAUUUCUAUCUUCAGUGCUCUUGGCGGAUGUUUGCUCUUCAUGAAUGUUUAAACAAGAUAAUUUCCAUGUGAUUUCUAAUGUGUAAAUUCAUGUAAAAUAUGACCUGUGUCUAUAGGUAGCAAAUAUGUAUGGUAUGUAAUUCCUUGUAUAGAUGUGAAUGGAUUCGGGCUGUUUCCUAAUUUGCCUUGUAAGUCAAAUAAAAGCCUGUCAUUACUGUG
This is a messenger RNA of Equus caballus (horse), 6728 nucleotides long. It is a transcript of the gene GLP1R, whose product is annotated as glucagon like peptide 1 receptor. Gene Ontology annotation, molecular function: glucagon-like peptide 1 receptor activity; glucagon receptor activity; peptide hormone binding. The record is from RefSeq and is a predicted model, not a curated record. Lineage: Eukaryota; Metazoa; Chordata; Mammalia; Perissodactyla; Equidae. Gene Ontology annotation, cellular component: plasma membrane. Gene Ontology annotation, biological process: positive regulation of blood pressure; cell surface receptor signaling pathway; adenylate cyclase-activating G protein-coupled receptor signaling pathway.